AUCUUCUUCUCAUAUAAUACCACUUUCCUUUCAUCUAUCACACUCCAUCUCUCAUGAAAACUUACUCAUAAUCUCUCUCUCUCUCUCUCUCUCUCUCUCUCCUACUUUAUCCGCUCCAAGAAUUUUAGCUACCAAGAAUGCGAAAUUUGAGCUCACUCAAGCAAGAAUUCCUUAGGAAAUGGAUAAAGGGUCUUAGAAAAUAUAACUCUCAAAAGAAGAACAUGAACUUGUUGGAGAGAAAGAAAGCCAUAAAGCUCUCAGCAGAUUUAGCCAUGGCUUCCACUAGAAACAAAGCCACCCUUUGGAGAAAGGCUCUUGUUGCCAAAACUUCCAUAGAUGAAAGCAACAAAAAUGACAUAUCAACUUCAUCACAACCAAAGAAGAUAAGAAAAAAGUUGACGAAUUCGUCUCCUUUGUGCAGAAAAAGAAGACGAAUUCGUACGGUAUACAAAGCAAAGGAAAGAGUUGAAGCGAGUUUUAUAGCGAAGAAGAUGGUUCAAAAAAGAACAAGAAAGCUUAAGAGUCUCUUACCAGGAGGAAAAUCCAUGGAUGAAGCUUGUUUGGUUGAUGAAACCCUAGAUUACAUAGAAUCUCUAAGAGCUCAAGUUGAAGUAAUGAGAUGUCUAGUCACUGCCUCUGAGCUUUUCAUUAAUCCAUCUCCACCGUAAAUAUGUCUCUAUAGAUUAUAAUUACAAUUAUAAUCAAUCAACAGCAUAUUAGUUUCUUUAUUAUAUAUUAAUUAAAAAUAUUUUUUAUUUUUUAUGUUUAAUAUUCCCUCUAUUUACACUUUAUCUUUGCAAGCUAGAGUUGAUGGAGGAAAGUGGUGCUUCUAUACAUACAUGAAGACAAUGUACAGAGGAAAACAUAUAUAUCUCUCUCUCUCUAUAUAUAUAUAUGUAAGUCAAUCAAAUUAAGUUUUUAAUUUUCA
Molecule: messenger RNA, 928 nt
Organism: Cicer arietinum (chickpea)
Lineage: Eukaryota; Viridiplantae; Streptophyta; Magnoliopsida; Fabales; Fabaceae
Source: RefSeq, a predicted model, not a curated record